AUGUACAUUGAAAUAUACAGUCUUGGUGGUGGUAGGUCACAUGAGCCUGGAGGGACCGGUCCUCCUAGUUUAGCUGUCCUGAGAGACAGGCCGGUGUGGGCCGCUGCGGGCCGGAGACAGUCCGGCGGGGAGGCAGAGACCGACAGGGACAUGAAGAAACACUUUCGCGUCUGUCGCUUCAUUAUGGAGACAGGAGUGAAGCUGGGGAUGCGCUCGGUGCCCGUGGCCACAGCCUGCGUGUUGUACCACCGGUUCUUUCAACGUGCCAGACUACAGGUGUAUGAGCCCUACCUGGUGGCCAUGAGCUGUGUGUACCUGGCUGGCAAAGUGGAGGAGCAACACACCAGGACCCGUGACAUCAUCAACGUCAGCCAUAGGUAUUUCAACAGUGGCAGUGUUACUCUAGAAUGUGACAAGGAGUUCUGGGAUUUGAGGGACAGCGUGGUGCAGUGCGAGCUGCUCAUACUCCGACAGCUCAACUUCCACGUCUCCUUUGAACACCCUCACAAGUAUUUGCUCCACUACCUGAUGUCUGUGAAGUCGCUGGUGAACCGCCACGCGUGGUCUCGAACCCCCGUUGCCGAGACUUCCUGGGCAUUGCUGAGAGACUGUUACCAUGGAGCCAUGUGCAUCCGCCACACACCACAACACAUUGCCAUAGCAACGUUGCACCUGGCUCUGGACAGCUACGGAGUGGAGCUGCCGGUCGGGGAGAGAGAGUGGUGGCAGGUGCUGUGUGUGGACGUGACCAAAGCAGACAUCGAUGCUGUGAUCUCUGACCUUCUGCAACUCUACGACAUGGAGGCCAAGUGUAUCUGAAGGGCGCACAUGACAGCUGAUUUGUCAGUGUGUCUGGGGGCCAUGGAGAUCAUGUGCAUGCUCCAUUCUGCAUGUCAGUGUCGGGUUCAGGUGUGUACUUGCGUGAGAGACGGAUCACUUUGUUCUUGCUCCAGUUAUUCUCAGAUGAGAGAAAUCCCAGCUGCACUGCCGUGUCCUCCCACCGGGGAGAGACAUUUCUUGCUUUGUGGUCUCCAAUGCUGAAAUCUAAUGUCAUCACACAGUUGUUGUAAAUAAUAAUCAAUAACUCCACCAUAUCGCAUAUUGAGUGGCAUUGUCCUACAUGUUUGUGCAUAAAGAUGAAAGCAUGUCUUAAAGUUGAGUCCUAAUUAGGAUGCAGACUAGAUAGAUCUACAUAAUAACAAGGACAAUUAAAUGUUCCUUACUGUAUCAAACGGGAUUUAAAACUAUCAUUUAAAUGGUCUUGACAUUGCAUAUUAUUAUAUCAAAUGUAAAUUUCACAUAUCAACGCAAUCGGCCUGGCUUAGUGUUGAUACUGUACUGAUCAUGUUUUUUGGGAUAUUCUAGCAUAUUCUGUGUUUCUUUAGCACUGCCAUUUGCAGAGAUGUUCUCAUGGAUGAACUCAUAGAUUGCUUAUCCUUUUGGUGGAGGACCUAUUGGAUGAAAAAGAUGUGAGCGCGCGUCCUGCUGUAUUUUUUCAGACUAAUGUUUCUGCUAUUUAAAUGUCAGUUUGAAUUUAGACUGUGUAUUGUUCAAAUGAACUCCUCCUCUAUCCUGUUUCAAAGAUAUAUCUGCUGAUGAACUAUAUUUUAUUCUCGUCAAUAAUUGACAUGGAAAGACCAACAAUAAAAUGAUUUGAAUACUAACAA
Messenger RNA from Gymnodraco acuticeps, 1667 nucleotides. It is a transcript of the gene ccnq, whose product is annotated as cyclin Q. Gene Ontology annotation, molecular function: cyclin-dependent protein serine/threonine kinase regulator activity. The record is from RefSeq and is a predicted model, not a curated record. Gene Ontology annotation, cellular component: nucleus. Lineage: Eukaryota; Metazoa; Chordata; Actinopteri; Perciformes; Bathydraconidae. Gene Ontology annotation, biological process: regulation of transcription by RNA polymerase II.